CAUAAAGUGGCAUUAGACAUGGCGUGUCCAAGCUGUUCUUGCAGGCGCCUGGCGCAUCAUUCGGCCUUCUCUCCACGACGCACAUGGCCGACGACGGCUUCUUCCCGGUCUGGACUUCGGUCUACCUCGUCGUGCUCCUCAUCUCGCUAACUGCUACGUCCCUUGCUGUGUGGUCGCUCAAGCGGUCGCUCUGUGCCAUCCAGUCGUGUGUCUACUAUGCGACGCUUUGGUACUUUGUGUGGAAGUCGCUCUUUGCGCUGUCGCGGACCGCGCUCAUGUGCGCGUUCCUCGCCGAGUUCCGCGCGCCCUCGUCGCCUUGGCUCAACCGCACUGCAGCCAACGACGUAGGCAGCCUACGGCUGCUUGGCCAGCGCACGUACAAUGCGACGGGCGACUCGAGCAUCCCUGUCCCGACGUACGUGGUGUGGAUCUUGUUCCUUGGCGACGCAGCGUUACUUUCGGGUGUUCUAUGGAUGCUCAUCUUGGUCCUCGAGCUCACGCGCCUUGCGAAGAAGACGAUGGACCGCGGCCCGCUCCGUGAAAAGCAAGUGCGCCGCAACUACCUCGUCUCGACGACGCUUAUCGUCGCGCUCUACUUUGUCCUUUGCCAAGUGCUCUCGAAAGGCGGUCUCUUCUCCAACAACACAAAGCUCAUCAACAUCGUCUCCAACAUCAUGCAGACGAUCGUCAUCAUCGCAGUCGCUUUUGGCAUGGUGAGCCUGCGCCAACACGGCCAAAAGUUUGAAGGCGUAAGCGGCGAGAUCGAGCAGUCACCGCUCUACAGCCGCCUCAAGCGCAUCUUGAUCGUCUUUAUGAUGUUUUCCUUGCCGUUCACGGUCGUCAACUGGUACGGCGUCUCGGCGGCCGGCGACGCGGCCGAGACGAUUCCGGAUGCGCUCCUGGGCAUCACGCAGCUGCUCUACUUCGCCUCGGGUCUCUUUUUCGCGCUCGUCAUGGUCGCGAGCCAAGACUGCUGCACGGCGUGCAUGCGGUCGCGCGACGCAACGCGGACCCGCAGUCGGUACGGUGACUGGGCCGCCUCCGUGGCGCACGCGCCCAUGCAAAACCCCGUCUUUGUCAACACAGACAUUGAGUCGUCGAGCUACCUCUGGGGGCAGCUCGGGCAAACCAUGCACGCCGCGCAGGAGCUCCACGACGACCUCCUACGAUCACUCCUCGUCAAGCACCAAGGCUACGAGAUCACGACGUGCGGUGACGCGUUCCAGCUCGCAUUCCACUCAAUCCCAGACGCGGUUGCCUACUGCUUGGACGUUCAGCUGCAGCUUCUGCAUGUGCCGUGGCCGAUCGAGCUGAUCGAGUCGUACCUCGCCGGCAGCAUCACGGUUGCGAUGCCAAAGCCGUCGGUGCUUCCCACGCGGCACAAGCACCCGUACCUCUUUCGCGGUCUCCGCGUACGUAUGGGUAUCCACGCAUCGAGCUCUGAAGAAGGUCAGCUCUUUACCAACGUCCACCCGGUGACCCAGCGCACCACGUACGUGGGUUUGGCCGAGAUGAUUGGUCGCGAAGUCAGCGACCUCGGCAGUGGCGGUCAGAUCAUUGUGACGGCCCGCGUCGCGCGUUUUCUACGCGACAAGAUUGAGAGCCAAGAUGGCUGGUGGCACGAGAACCCGUGCUUGAUGCAGGAUCUAGGUGUCUACCGCAUCAACGACCUCAAGAUCGACUUGGGGAUCGCCGAAGUGGUGCCACUCGCUCUGAAAGACCGCGCGCGGCUCUUUCCCGAGAUUGGCAACGUCCGAAGCCGCAAAUCGUACCGGCGCCACGACAGCACCGCGUACGACCUCUUGAUGUCCCCUGCCGACCCGUGCGAGUCCCUCCGCGGUGUCGAGUGUUAAGUUAUAAGCGUCCAACUAUUCGUGCUAUACACUAAACUACUAUGACUUAAGUUAAUAUACUAGUAUGAAGCUAAAAACA
Molecule: messenger RNA, 1932 nt
Organism: Saprolegnia diclina VS20
Lineage: Eukaryota; Oomycota; Saprolegniomycetes; Saprolegniales; Saprolegniaceae
Exons: 6
Coding region: 84-1853 (589 amino acids)
Biological process (GO): cyclic nucleotide biosynthetic process; intracellular signal transduction
Source: RefSeq, a predicted model, not a curated record